This is a messenger RNA of Colletotrichum fioriniae, 759 nucleotides long. RefSeq lists its product as uncharacterized. Lineage: Eukaryota; Fungi; Ascomycota; Sordariomycetes; Glomerellales; Glomerellaceae. Gene Ontology annotation, molecular function: oxidoreductase activity, acting on paired donors, with incorporation or reduction of molecular oxygen; iron ion binding; monooxygenase activity. The record is from RefSeq and is a predicted model, not a curated record.
AUGGAGCAGCACAUUGACGUCCACAUGCUUCAAUUCCGCAAAAACCUCGACGAGUACUCCCAAACAGGCGAAAUUUUCGAUCUCAAGGAACUGAUAGCCUUCUUUGUUCUCGAUGUUUUAGGGGACCUCGCCUUCCGCUGUCAAUUUGACUCACAGAUCGAAAAGGACAUUUCGAAGUUACCUCCCAUCAAUGAUCACAUCUUUCUUGCUUGCCUGAUGGGCAUGAUCCCUGAUUUUAUGCCGUUCAUUAAAUCUGUCUCUCCCUGGAUUCCGAUUUUAUGGCUGCAAAGACUUCUCGCGGCUCGACAAAGUCUCAAGAACCUGACCGCGCAGUGUGUCAAGAGUCGAAUAGCCGACACCGGUGCUGCUCGGAAAGAUCUAAUCACUAGUCUGAUCAACUCCGUAGACCCGGAUACGGGUUCUAAGCUCACAGAGCUAGACAUACAAACAGAGGCAUUUGCAUUCAUUGUUGCUGGCUCUCAUACCACAUCUGGAACCCUCACUCUUCUCUUUUCUCACAUUCUACAAAAUCCGGCCGUGCAUUCCAAAACGGUAGAGGAGGUCGACACAGCUGUUGAUGAUGUUGGCUCGGCCAUCGUACCUAUCAAGGACCUUGAAACAAAGCUUCCCUAUGUCAUGGCAUGUCUAGAUGAAAACUUCCGGAUGAACUCUGUUUUCACUAUGCCCUUGGAGCGAGAGGUGACUGCCAAGGAAGGCUUCGAAAUCGAGGGCCAAGUAAUUCCCAAGGGCAUUUUAUGA